ACCUCUAGUAUGUAGAAGAGUUGGCAACACUGACUGGGAUCAUUAUCAAACCAACACUCGCGCUUACCAUUACCACCUCAGCACCUACUUCAUAUUUUAGUUACUUUCGAGCUGUGCCAGGUUGUAGAGCCAGAACUAAGCAAAAUGUCCAACCUCAAGCGUUUCGAUGAUGAGGAGCGUGAGUCCAAGUAUGGACGAGUUUUCGCUGUCUCUGGUCCUGUCGUAACUGCCGAGGCCAUGUCCGGGUCUGCUAUGUACGAGUUGGUGCGUGUGGGUUACUAUGAGCUGGUGGGUGAGAUCAUCCGUCUGGAAGGCGACAUGGCCACCAUUCAGGUGUACGAGGAAACCUCCGGCGUCACCGUCGGCGAUCCCGUCCUGCGCACUGGCAAGCCCCUCUCCGUGGAGCUCGGACCCGGUAUCAUGGGCAGCAUCUUUGACGGUAUCCAGCGUCCCCUGAAGGACAUCAACGAGCUCACCAGCUCCAUCUACAUUCCCAAGGGCGUGAACGUGCCUAGCUUGUCGCGUGUGGCCAGCUGGGAGUUCAAUCCCUUGAACGUUAAGGUCGGCUCCCACAUCACCGGAGGUGACCUGUACGGUCUGGUCCACGAGAACACCCUCGUGAAGCACAAGAUGAUCGUCAAUCCCCGUGCCAAGGGUACUGUCCGCUACAUCGCCCCCUCCGGAAACUACAAGGUCGACGAUGUGGUCCUCGAAACCGAGUUCGACGGCGAGAUCACCAAGCACAGCAUGUUGCAGGUGUGGCCUGUGCGUCAGCCCCGUCCCGUCACCGAGAAGCUGCCCGCCAACCACCCUCUGCUCACCGGACAGCGCGUCCUCGACUCGCUCUUCCCCUGCGUCCAGGGCGGCACCACCGCCAUUCCCGGAGCUUUCGGUUGCGGCAAGACUGUGAUCUCGCAGGCCCUUUCCAAGUACUCCAACUCCGAUGUCAUCAUCUACGUCGGUUGCGGUGAGCGUGGUAACGAGAUGUCUGAGGUACUGCGUGACUUCCCCGAGCUGUCCGUGGAGAUCGACGGUGUCACCGAGUCCAUCAUGAAGCGUACCGCCCUGGUGGCCAACACCUCCAACAUGCCUGUGGCUGCUCGUGAGGCCUCCAUCUACACCGGUAUUACUCUGUCUGAGUACUUCCGUGAUAUGGGUUACAACGUGUCCAUGAUGGCUGAUUCCACCUCUCGAUGGGCUGAGGCUCUUCGUGAAAUCUCGGGUCGUCUGGCUGAGAUGCCUGCCGAUUCCGGCUACCCAGCCUACCUGGGCGCCCGUCUGGCCUCCUUCUACGAGCGUGCCGGUCGCGUCAAGUGCUUGGGUAACCCCGAGCGCGAGGGUUCCGUGUCCAUUGUCGGUGCUGUGUCGCCUCCUGGUGGUGAUUUCUCCGAUCCCGUCACCUCCGCCACCCUGGGUAUUGUCCAGGUGUUCUGGGGUCUCGACAAGAAGCUGGCCCAGCGCAAGCACUUCCCCUCGAUCAACUGGCUGAUUUCGUACUCCAAGUACAUGCGUGCCCUGGAUGACUUCUAUGACAAGAACUUCCCCGAGUUUGUGCCCCUGCGUACCAAGGUCAAGGAGAUCCUGCAGGAGGAGGAGGAUCUGUCCGAAAUCGUGCAGCUGGUCGGCAAGGCCUCGCUGGCCGAAACCGACAAGAUCACCCUUGAAGUGGCCAAGCUGCUGAAGGACGAUUUCCUGCAGCAGAACUCGUACUCCUCGUACGAUCGUUUCUGCCCCUUCUACAAGACCGUCGGCAUGCUGAAAAACAUCAUCGAUUUCUACGACCUGGCCCGCCACUCCGUCGAGUCGACAGCUCAGUCCGAGAACAAGAUCACCUGGAACGUAAUCCGUGAGGCCAUGGGCAACAUCAUGUACCAGCUUUCGUCCAUGAAGUUCAAGGACCCCGUGAAGGAUGGUGAGGCCAAGAUCAAGGCCGAUUUCGAGCAGCUGCACGAGGACCUGCAGCAGGCCUUCAGGAAUCUGGAGGACUAGAGACCGCAGUGGCCCUACUUUUACACUCUAAUCUUAUAUUUGUUAUAUAGUUAACUUUUAAAAAUGAAAGCAGUCAAAAACCAUCUAUGAAAAAGUCAAAACCAAUCAACAAAAAUUGUGAAGAACCCAACACCAACGAUUCUGUGCUGCAUUCGUGAAGAAAACCUUCAAAUCCUACCCCCGAUUUCAAACAAAUUCCAAAUACUUUGAGAGAGAGCCUAUGAGAGAUGUAAACAUUCCGGCCUGCGGUUGAUACUUCCAUUUAACCACGCCCCCUUCCGCCCACUAUGAGGGUCCUCAAGGCUACUGCAACUACAACGUCCUUCUAUGUACUUCCACUUAACAAAAGCAACAACAAAAAGACACAGAACACUCGUGAUUGAAAAGUACACGGACAUGGACACGUACACGCACACAACAACACGCACACACACACGCACAUAUACAUAAAAGACACACACAAAUACAAAUACAAAUGCAUGCAUAAAUAGUAUUAUUGUUUAAUGAAUGGAAAUUCUUGUUUAUUUGUGAAAAGUCAUGUUUUCUCCUGUUUGUUUGUUAAAUUUAUGUAAAUAUUAAAAGUAUGAAAUAUUAAAUGUACGAAUAAAGUGCAACAACAAAUACAUUUAAUGUAAA
This is a messenger RNA of Drosophila ananassae, 2625 nucleotides long. It is a transcript of the gene Vha68-2, whose product is annotated as V-type proton ATPase catalytic subunit A. The record is from RefSeq and is a predicted model, not a curated record. Gene Ontology annotation, molecular function: proton-transporting ATPase activity, rotational mechanism; ATP binding; ATP hydrolysis activity. The transcript has 5 exons. Gene Ontology annotation, cellular component: lysosomal membrane; proton-transporting V-type ATPase, V1 domain. Lineage: Eukaryota; Metazoa; Arthropoda; Insecta; Diptera; Drosophilidae. The coding region runs from base 145 to 1989 and encodes 614 amino acids. Gene Ontology annotation, biological process: proton transmembrane transport; ATP metabolic process.